UAACCUUCAACAAACAUAUGAAGAAUGAGAACUAAUUAUUGUAAUUCCCUUGCAGUUUGAUCCUUAUCAGACCCAGGUUAUUUUAAAUAAUUGAAAUGAAAGUUUUUGUGAAAUAUCUAACCGCCGAGACACCGGCGACGUUCCAACAGAUUAUUGGCAAUUUUAAAGAAACACAGAACAGAACAAAACUCUUCUUUCAUGUGCUUGCACAUUUUGGUUAGUAACGUGUUUCCUAGAACAUAUUCGGUGUCUUGAUGAUAGACUAUCUAAUUGCGAGGCGUUUUUUAAUAGACCGACAUUCGUUACACAUACGAAACAGUUGCGUAAAAACAAAACUGGCCUGCUAUUCCCACUGAAAUGAGAAUUAAGUUUGAAUGCCUAUAUUGAUCUACAGGAUGCAAAAUAAUGUAGCCUAUAUUUUAUGACCGCUGCACCUCCAAUUUACGAAGUAUAGUCAUGACGAAUAGACCACUAUUUUCUUUGUGAUAUGUUUUUUCUCAAAUCGCCACAUUUAGAAAAGGUCACGGCAAUAUAUUGCUAUAGGGUGUGUGCUUGCUUUUUCAAGUUUAGUAAGUUUAGCAACGUCUCUUGAGGCAAAGGCUGAGCUCGAAAGCUGCAAGAAACGCCUGACAAAAUGUGGAUAUUGAUGGAAUGUAAUCAGCCGUAAAACACGAUUUUAUUUAAAACAGAAAACAAAUUUUCUCUUCAUGUUAUUAUUUUCGGGUUGUUGUAUUUAUUUAUUUUUAUUAUAGAAUACAAUGGCAGUGUAGAACGAACAUUUUUAAUGCGCACGGGUAAGAUGUAGGCUAACACUGGACGUUUGGAACAUUUUAUUCAUCAAUCAAUCAAUCGAUCAAUCAAUCAAAACUUUAUUUCGGACUCAAGGUCCAUAUAAAAGGCAGAACAUUACAUAGAUAAAAUUACUCAUUACUUAUCGCCAAGGUUGUAUUGCAGCCUGUAGAGGGAGCCACAUCCUACCUAGAUAGCACUACAAUCUUAAAGUUGGAAUCGGAUGAAGGAGAAGUCCGUGAUACAGUGGUGGUGUGCAACCUGCACGGAACGGAGCACCGCCCCUACAUUCCACGCGCACCGCAUGUUCACAGCGAUUGUUGUUAAUAAUAAACCGUCCGAUUAAGCCAGAGGUUACUCCUCCGUCAAGCGGGUAGAGAACGCCAGGUCCGACGCUGCAAGUGCGGAACAAUCAAAGGGAUUGAUCUUAAGUGCCGAAGCCGUUUGUUAAGAGAGGGAGCAUAUUUUACAGGUAUCGUUAAUGUGCGCAUGCAUGUACAGUGCAUUGGCAUAAGGACGCGUUUAUUCAAGGUUGCUUCAGACUCUUCGCUAUGUACAGGAUCUGUUUGUGUUUAUAUGUGGCCAUCAAUUGUGUUGGUUCUCAAGAGGUAGAAGAACCUAUCUCCUACACGUGCACAGAUGGCUACACAUUUGAUCCUGUCUUACAAAUAUGCAAAGACGUUAACGAGUGCGCCAUCAUGCCGGACGCCUGCAAAGGGGGCAUGAAGUGCAUAAACCAUUUCGGCGGGUACCUGUGCCUCCCCCAAAACGCCAAGAUCUACAUCAGCAAUGGGGACGAGGACGCCCCUUCCCCCACGCCCGUGCCGACGCCGGCGCCACGCCCCCCGCCCGUCCGCCGGGUGAUACACAGCCAGGCCGUCUCCAUCCGGUGCGCCGUGGGAUUCACGCUGGACGAGCAGAACUACUGCAGGGAUAUAGACGAGUGCAACACAGGUAGACACACCUGCAGCUCAGAUCAGGUGUGCUACAACACCAGAGGCUCCUACAACUGCCAGUGUCUGCCUGGCUACCAGAAGCAUGGGGAUCACUGUGUGGACAGGGACGAGUGCCUCCAGGCGCAUUACUGCAUGCACCGAUGCAUCAACACUCAGGGAUCCUACUACUGCGAGUGCAACACUGGCCACAAGCUCGCCACCAACAAUCACUCCUGCAUAGAUGUGAACGAGUGCGAGGGCUCAAACCCGUGCCAGCACCAGUGCAUUAAUGUCAUCGGCUCCUUCGUCUGCCAGUGCGACCAGGGCUACGAUUUAGCGUCCGACUCCCGGUCCUGCCAGGAUAUCGAUGAGUGCAGCUUCUCCAGCUACAUGUGCCAGUAUCAGUGCGUGAACAACCCUGGUGGGUACUCCUGUUCCUGCCCUGAUGGAUACCAGCUCCAGGGAUCAAGGUUAUGUCAAGACAUAAACGAGUGCGAAAGGGGCCACACCUGCCGGGACGAUGAGAGGUGCCAGAACUACCACGGAGGGUUCCGCUGCUAUCCCAGAAACCCCUGCGAGGAGCCCUACGUGAGGACUGCCGAAAACCGUUGUGUCUGUCCGUCGAUGACGAGCGCCUGCCAGGGCCUGCCCACCACGGUCGUGUACAAGUACAUGAGCAUCCUAUCGGAACACUCGGUGCCCGCCGACAUCUUCCAGAUCCAGGCCACCAACAUAUACCACAACACGCACAACUCCUUCCAGAUAAAGGCCGGGAACGAGGACGGGGAGUUCUUCUUGAGGCGUUCCAGCAACCUGAGCGCCAUGCUGGUGGUGACCAAGCCCCUGUCCGGUCCGCGGGAGCAGAUCGUGGACUUGGAGAUGACGACGCACAACAGCGUCAUCAGCUACAGCUCCAGCUCCUUGCUACGGCUCACCAUCAUCGUGGGGCCGUACACAUUUUAAUGUCCCCCUCGCCCCCCUUCCCCCCCCCCCCCCUUGCUGGGACGCGUGCCACUGCUUCUUACGUACAGUACAAGACAGCCCAAACGCUACAGCAAUAGCCACUUAAUGCAGCAUACGAGACAUUAUUGAACAGCUUGCUUCAGCUCAAGUGAAAGGUGUUGUACUAUCUGAGGAGAAACACAACAGGACGGUAGGGGCGGCAGUGUAGAGUUAGCGGUUAUUCAGGCUAGAGAACCGGGCUUGUAACCAAACUUCGCAGGUUCGAUUCUCAACUAGGACAUUGCUGUUGUACCCUUGAGCAAGGUACUUAACCUCCAUUGCUUCAGUAAUAUAUCCAACUGUGUAAAUGGAUGCUGUGUCAGAGAUGCUAAAGAUAAGAGCGUCUGCUAAAUGCCAGCAAUGUAAGGACCCUUCUCAUACUGCACACUUCUUACACGUGCCUUUUUUUAGUACUAUUAACCUUUUUACAGAAGUAAAUUAAGCACUGCUGCUGGCCUCCGUUUAUCCAAUCCCCCCCCUGGCAGGGCCAAUGUUCCAGUUGAAUUUAAAAAAAUCAUUUGAAUCAUUGCCUGUGGCAUUUUUUUUACACUGACUAAUAAGGGGCUUUUACCCAGGUCAGAUAAAAACCUGGCUGGAGAAAAUAAAAAAUAAAACCAGGUGCAAAUAUAGGUGUCAUUAUUAUUGGUGAGUGUUUUCCUGCUGCACCUCGAUCCCUUUAAGUCCUUUCGCGGUCAAGGUGUCUGGCUCACUCUGUCAUAAUUGGACCCUUGAUGUUUCCACACCAACACUUACACGCCAUACCAGGUGGCCGAACAAGACGACACACUGCAUUUAACGGCAGAUUCCGCCAAAUCACAAUAAUAAUUUGAUAGCACAUGCCUCUUGUUUGGUGAAAAAUAUAAUUGAUCCGUCUACAGACUAUCGUUUUCAGACGGUUGCAGUCGUAUACGGGGAUUUUGAUCUUAGGACCAAAAGCACCCACUUAACGUCGAUGAAUGAGAGAGUGCCAGUUCGACACAGGCUUCAUACAAUAAGCGGUUUAUUAAAGCAGUUUAUUAGGAUGUACACAUGGAGACGUGCAGAAACAGCUCCCUCUUUUGGACCUUGAUACGGUCCAGGAAGGUCAGGUAAUUAUUAGCUCUUCUGUACUGCAUAUAUGUAAGGAUCUAGAAUUGAUAAUGUUUGGAUUUUGAAAAAAAAAAAAGAGAAAAGCAUUAUGUACCCAAGCACGUCCAGAGAAUGUUUUGGUUUUGAAUUGCCACCUCCAAUUGGAAUCCCGCCUACAUGAUUCAUCAGCAGUAGCAAUUGUCCUAUGGUUUAUUAUUAAAGCACAUUCUCAGACGUUGGGCAGAGUUAUUCCCCAUAGUAUACCCCAUGCCCUGAGAACACUUUCUACCAUCAAUAAAGAUUGGACAAGAUGGAACUGUCUGUGUUGAAGUCUGAUGCAGCCUUUAUUUAAUUUGUAUGAGGCCUGCUUUACUUUAGUAACAAACCCCAGGUGUUACAAAGUAAUAGCAAUUUUUCAAAGCAGUAUUCAGGGAAAUGCUGCAUAUUUUCAGAUCUUUGGACUACAGGCAAGGGGAUAAUUUAAUAAUUUAGUAAUGGCUGCAGACGCCAGACCCAUAUUGCCUUUACGUACUGGGCCUGGCAGUACUGUUUUUUCCUGUUUCUCUCUGAAACUAGUUGUAAAUGGCAAUGUUUUCCCGUAUUGAGGUUGGGCAUGUUGAGUGGACCAAUUCCAGACCCUUCAACAAGUGCUAGCUUGCUGUGGUAUGGCAAAGACUCUGGGUGCCAGGCUAGCUACUGCAGGUUUUUUCAUUUUUGUUACGACUGUCAGAAAACUCUAUGGUUAUGGUCGAAAGAAUCUUUACACAUAGUGCCUCGAGGCAUUAGCACACUGCGUUACUAUACCACUACUUUUGAUUCCAGACUGUCAGUUUCUAAUAGGGCUUCUGGAAACAUUUGAUAACAGGAUGCCUGUGCCAGGAAAGUUAUCUGAUUGGUGGUAGCAGAUCUGUACUGCUUGAUUUGGUUGGCUGACAUGGUGUGUUGUUUCACACAAUGCUGCAUGCAGAAGGGAUUCUAGAGAGGUAUUCAUUUAGCAGAGUACAUCCAGAUAAUAUUUGGGUUUUGAAUUGCCACCCCCUAACAAAAUCCUGAUUACACUAGAUUGGACAGUAUACCCCGUAUCCUGAUUUCCAUUGAGGCUAGUAUACCCCCUACCCUGGUUUCCAAAGAGGUUAGUAUACCCCUUCCUGAGCACCAAGGUGGCUAGUAUACCCCUUAUCCUGAAUUUCAAUAUUGUGGUCUCAUUCUGCGAAUCAUUCUGAAUUAUUUCUCAUUGGUAACACCUUGAAUUCCUCUUUUGUGUUUUACACAGAUCCUGAUAAAUAAUGUGUGUAUUGAUGAUACCAUGGAAUCAUGCUGCUUUGCAGUUUAUAGAAUGCUACUAUUUUGAUAUGAAAUUUAAGUGCCUUAAAAUCAUCAACAGUUUACACUGUCCAUCACCUAUAAACCUUUGUACUUGUGUUCUAUUUAAAUCUGUAUUUUCCCUGUCUUUGAAUGCCCUUUAUCUCUGAUGUGCAUAGAAAUUUUGUAAUGAAAUAAAAUUAAAUUGUAGUUUUUCAUGUGCAUCACUCUGUUUGACACCAUGUUUAAGCAUCCAUUCCAGGGUAGGACACUGACAUUUUGCCUACCAUACUUCAGGUGUGAUUUUAUACGAAAACCUUUUUUUCAGAAAAUACACUUGUGUUUCAAAA
Anguilla rostrata (American eel) is the source of this 5446-nucleotide messenger RNA. RefSeq names its product EGF containing fibulin extracellular matrix protein 1 (gene efemp1). Lineage: Eukaryota; Metazoa; Chordata; Actinopteri; Anguilliformes; Anguillidae. Gene Ontology annotation, molecular function: calcium ion binding. The record is from RefSeq and is a predicted model, not a curated record. The transcript is spliced from 11 exons. The coding region runs from base 1341 to 2687 and encodes 448 amino acids.